AUGUCUACUAAGGGUUUCAAGUCCGGUGACGCCUUCCCCGACGACGUGGUGUUCUCUUACAUCCCCUGGUCUGAGGAGGCUGGUGCCAUCACCUCUUGCGGUAUCCCCAUUAACUACUACGCCUCCAAGGAGUGGGCCAACAAGAAGGUUAUCCUCUUCGCUCUUCCCGGUGCUUUCACUCCCGUCUGCUCCGCCAACCACGUCCCCGAGUACAUCAAGAAGCUCCCCGAAUUGCGCGCCAAGGGUGUCGACCAGGUCGCCGUCCUCGCUUACAACGAUGCCUACGUCAUGAGCGCCUGGGGCAAGGCCAACGGUGUCACUGGAGAUGAUAUUCUCUUCCUCUCCGACCCCGACGCCAAGUUCUCCAAGAGCAUCGGCUGGGCUGACGAGGAGGGACGCACCUACCGCUACGUGAUCAUUAUCGACCACGGUAAGGUCACCUACGCCGCCAAGGAGGCCGCCAAGAACAGCCUCGUGCUCUCCAGCGCCGAUGCUGUCCUCAAGCAGUUGUAG
Messenger RNA from Penicillium roqueforti, 513 nucleotides. RefSeq names its product peroxiredoxin family protein. The transcript has 4 exons. NCBI's taxonomy places the organism in Eukaryota, Fungi, Ascomycota, Eurotiomycetes, Eurotiales, Aspergillaceae. The record is from RefSeq and is a predicted model, not a curated record. Gene Ontology annotation, cellular component: cytoplasm; mitochondrion; peroxisome. Gene Ontology annotation, molecular function: thioredoxin peroxidase activity. The coding region runs from base 1 to 513 and encodes 170 amino acids. Gene Ontology annotation, biological process: cellular response to oxidative stress; hydrogen peroxide catabolic process; cell redox homeostasis.